GAGGCACCUGCGGGGAGCACGGAUGGGAAGGGGGAAGAGGGAGGUACAGUCCAGCUCAGUGAUGUCUCCCGGGGCUGGGUGUGCAGGACUAGCCCCUCAAGAAUUGAGCCCUAGCGCCACUUGCCAGAAGGGAACCAGGGCUGUCCCAGCUCUGACCCUGGGGCAGAAAAUCAAAGUGUCCACACUGGGACAGGUGCUCAGCGCUGGCUUGGGGACCCAACGGUUUCUAAUCCAUCAUAAUUAACAGAGCUGGUGACAGUUCUGAUAAUUCUGAACGGAUCACAUUCUGGGCCUGUGAUCUACCUCGGGGCUGCUUGGCAGCAGGAUUAAGCUCGAUGCCGAGAGUCAAAGGUCAACUAAAUGAGGGGCAAUUAGAGAUCUGGAGGAAAGUGAUGCCCUGGUGGCCUCACUCAGCCCUGUGGCACUCAGAUCCAAGACAGUCCCCAAGUAUCGAGCACUUGGUACAUUUGGGGACCUUGGACCUGUAGUCCCAAUCCCUGUGGCAGCCUGUGAAGUGAGCGGUGGUAUCUCUAGUGACAGAAGCAGACACACGCUCAAAGGGGCCAAAGCACCUGCUCCGGUCACCUGGGUCAGUGGUGGGGGAGAGUGGUGGGGUCGAGUUGAAAUCCAGGUGAGUUGGACUCCAGAGCUGUUGGUCUCUCCCACCUUCCCGCCUCCUCAUUGAUCGUUAAUCUUCCUUGGAGACAAAUGUCCCAAGCCCUAGGUCUCUGAGUGUCUUGGAUUGUCCUCCCAACCCUGAGGGGUUGGCUCUGCUCCCCCCAUCCUUCCCCAAUGCAGGCUGCAUGUGGGCCUGAGUCCAUUGUCAUCCUCCCUCUCGUCUGUCUCAGUCACCUUUUCUCCUGUCCCUCUGGUCCGUUCCCGGCCCCCAUGAGAGCUGAGUCAGAGACAGAGCUUCCCCUUGGCUCCCAAUGCCUCCCUGGGGGCCCCUCCUUGGCUGUAUCCGUCCGUCACUCCUGCCGCAUGCGCUGGGCUCACUCCUCUGACCUGCCGGGAAGCAGAGAGACUCAGAGAGGGAGGCAGGCGGAACCCGGAGACAGACCUGAGCCAGAGGGAGAGGGAGAGGAAGAGGGAGGCAGAAACUGCAGCUGGACUUGCGCCCUCCCCCUCCCUCCCUCCCAGCCUGCCUUGGCACCCUCCUGAGCCAAAGCCCCUUCAAGUUCCCCAGGGGCUCUAGCCUCCCGCUCUUGGGGGCACCAGCCCCUCAGGGCCCUGUGUCCCACCAUGUCGGUGGCCGUGGAAACCUUUGGCUUCUUCAUGGCAGCCCUGGGGCUGCUGAUGCUGGGGGUGACCCUGCCAAACAGCUACUGGCGAGUGUCCACCGUGAACGGAAAUGUCAUCACCACCAACACCAUCUUCGAGAACCUCUGGUAUAGCUGUGCUACCGACUCCAUGGGAGUCUCCAACUGCUGGGAGUUCCCGUCCUUGCUGGCCCUCUCUGGGUACAUCCAGGCCUGCCGAGCGCUCAUGAUCACCGCCAUCCUCCUGGGCUUCCUUGGCCUCUUUCUAAGCAUAGUGGGGCUGCGCUGCACGAACAUUGGGAAUGUGGUGCCCUCCAGGAAAGCCAAGCUGGUGGCCACCGCGGGGGCCCUACACAUGUUGGCUGGUAUCUGCGGGAUGGUGGCCAUCUCCUGGUACGCCUUCAACAUCACCCGGGACUUCUUCGACCCGCUGUACGUCGGAACCAAGUACGAGUUGGGCCCCGCCCUCUACCUGGGCUGGAGCGCCUCCCUGAUCUCCAUCCUGGGCGGCAUCUGCCUCUGCUCCGCGCGCUGCUGCGACCCUGCCGAGGACCCCGCCGCCAGAGCCCGGCUUCCCUACAAGGCGUCCGUGGCGCCCCUCGCCGCGUCGGGUGAUGAAGGCGACAGCAGCUUUGGCAAAUACGGCAAAAACGCCUAUGUGUAGGACCUGCGGCCUGUGAGCCCCGUUUUCCUUCCCACUGCCCCAGGGGAGAGGGGUCACCGCCGGGUCCCACCCUCCCAACAGCAGCCUCAGGGGAAAGCCACGCCCCAGGCUCCACCCCGUGUCCGCAAGCCACGCCCAUAUCUGGGCCCGCCUCUCCGACUGGAGCCACGGCCCGGCCACGCCCCCUUGCCUUGCGCUCCUGGGGUCUUCCCGGCCAAGAAUCGCUCUGAGAAGUCCCUUUGGCUGGACUCCUCCUCGUCCAUCUUCUGAGCCUGGGCUCCGGGAUGUGAAGCGGACGGAGGUGUCCCCGAGUGUGUGUGUUAUAUAUAAAUACAUGCAUAAAUAAAUGUAUAUUGUGACUGUU
Messenger RNA from Lemur catta (Ring-tailed lemur), 2287 nucleotides. It is a transcript of the gene CLDN15, whose product is annotated as claudin 15. Gene Ontology annotation, biological process: bicellular tight junction assembly; cell adhesion. The transcript is spliced from 6 exons. Bases 1243 to 1923 code for a protein of 226 amino acids. Gene Ontology annotation, cellular component: bicellular tight junction; plasma membrane. Lineage: Eukaryota; Metazoa; Chordata; Mammalia; Primates; Lemuridae. The record is from RefSeq and is a predicted model, not a curated record. Gene Ontology annotation, molecular function: structural molecule activity.